AUCAUAGAAUAGUGCUAAAUAUUAAGACACAAAGGGGUCCGAGCGUGACUGUCAAAUCUACAUAUUCUCUGUUCUCUCUUUUCUCUCUCUCUCUCUCUCUCUGAAUUCACAGGACAGCCCCUUUGCUCCGCAGAUUCGAUUCAAUCGCCGAUCUUUAUCACUCACUGCUCCUCGGGAAUCCCUCGUCUCCCCCCUUUCAAUCUCUGUCUCUUCUCCCUCAAUAUAAUGUUCCAGAUUUUCAAGGGCUGGUUCUGACUCGAUCAAGCUUUUGACUCCUUAAAAAAGAAAAAAAAAAUAUGGAGGGUGACACAUUCUCUGGUCUUGGCAACGGUACCCAGAUUGAUAGCAAGAUCUUGCAGACAUUUAAGAAAAGCUUUGUUCAAGUCCAGAACAUCUUGGAUCAGAACCGGGUACUCAUCAAUGAGAUAAACCAGAAUCAUGAGUCCAAGGUCCCUGACAACCUCAGCAGAAACGUUGGACUUAUUAGGGAGCUCAACAACAACAUCAGAAGAGUGGUUGACCUUUAUGCGGAUCUUUCAAGUUCUUUCACCAAAUCCAUGGAAGUUUCUUCCGAAGGGGAUUCAAGUGGUGCUGUAAAAUCUGAUGGCAAAGCUGGCCACAAGCGACACAGGCCUCUUUAGGGAGCUCUUUUUUUUUUUAUUUCUUCUUUUUUCUUUUUUGUUUGGUGGAGAUGCACGACAUAACAAUUGUGUUGAGGGGUAGAACAAGAUUAAGUUCUGUAGCAAAAGCCCUCUUGUAUUACAGAACUUUCUUUAGCUCGUCACUUACUGCUUACUACAUCUCAAAUAAAAAGAAAUGAUUUUCCGGAAUUAA
Molecule: messenger RNA, 834 nt
Organism: Glycine soja
Lineage: Eukaryota; Viridiplantae; Streptophyta; Magnoliopsida; Fabales; Fabaceae
Product: protein ELF4-LIKE 3-like
Exons: 2
Coding region: 297-641 (114 amino acids)
Biological process (GO): positive regulation of circadian rhythm; entrainment of circadian clock
Source: RefSeq, a predicted model, not a curated record